GAUGCCCAUCUCUCUCUCUUUUUGCUCAAGGAUCUAUUUUGUUCCUUAUCGUCUUGCUUUGCCCUUCCAUUACUUUCUCGCUUAGGAAGCAGAUUUUCCACCAGCCAAGAAAGAGAGAUAAAGGAGUCGCCAGAAGAUUGCAAACCCUAGCAAGAAGUUGAAGAACAACUCUCCCAUCAUCGUCUCUCUGAUUCAAGCCCUAUAAUUCAUUUGCUGCGCCCAGGGACUGUAUAUUUUCGCUCUAAAGGGAUUGGAGUGUUAGUUCGUGGGGUUCUUAUACUCGGUGUUCAAUCUUUGAGCUUUGUUUGUAUGGUUUUAGGCCUUGCAAACCUCUGUUCAGGUCUGUGAGGUGAACUUUGGUGUUCGAAUUUGCCUGCCCAGUGAUCUGGUUUUGAAGGUAGUUGGAAUCGGAGUUGGCUGCGGUGGUGGGCGCGAGGUUCGAGGGUCUAUCCUGGUUUUGUGUGUGUGGGGCACCCUCUGUUCGUGGUUGCUCAUGCAAUUUUCUUGCUUUUCAUGCCGCCAGAACCUUUGCCGUGGGACAGGAAAGACCUCUUCAAGGAGAGGAAACAUGAGAAGUCGGAGGCCCUAGGGUCUGCGGCUAGAUGGAGGGACUCUUAUCAUGGAUCUCGCGAGUUCAACCGAUGGGGUUCUUCUGACUUUCGAAGACCUACUAGUCAUGGUAAGCAGGGUGGUUGGCACCAGUUCUCCGAAGAUUCUAGUCACGGGUAUGGGCCUUCUCGGUCAUUCAGUGACAAGAUGCUGGAAGACGAGAGCUUCCGGCCGUCAGUUCCUCGUGGAGAGGGAAAAUAUAUUAGAAUCGGUAGAGAAAGUAGAGGUUCUUUUAGUCAUAGAGACUGGAGAAGUCAUUCCAGGGAGACCAACAAUGAAUUCACAAACCCGUCUCGAAGGCCAUCGCAGGAUGUGAGUUCUGAUCAGAGGUCGGUAGAUGAUACGGUGACAUAUUCCUCUCCUCAAUCUGAUAUUAUGAAUGCGUCUGAUCAAAUUCAUUCUAAGGACCGUAACGAAAAGGUUGGUGGUGUUUGUGGGUUAGAAAAUGGCCCAAGGUCUGAUGUGGAGAUUUCCCUAAGCUCCACUGAAUGGAAGCCUCUUAAGUGGUCUAGAUCUGGGAGUUUGUCUUCACGGGGAUCUGCUUACAGCAGUUCAACAAACGCAAAGAAUGAAAAGGCUGAUUUACCUCUUAGAAUUGCAUCUCCAAUAGAAAGCCCUUCUGCUGAAGCUACGGCCUGUGUGACAUCUUCUCUGCCUUUUGAGGAGACCGUUUCUAGGAAGAAGCCAAGGCUUGGAUGGGGCGAUGGAUUAGCAAAGUAUGAGAAAGAAAAAGUUGAGGUUCCUGAUAAUAGUAUGAGAAAAGAAGGGGCUCUUCUUUCAAGUAGUAGUGCCGAAUUAACUCAUUCUCUUGGUUCAAGCUUUACUGAGAAAAGCCCCAAAACUUUGGCCUUUUCAGAUUGUGCUUCUCCUGCAACUCCAUCCUCUUUUGCUUGUAGUUCAUCAUCUGGCUUGGAGGAAAAACCAUUUAAUAAGACAGCAAGUGUUGAUAACAGCACUGGCAUUAUAUGUAGUUCACCUGGGCCUGGUUCACAAAAUCAGCUUCAGAAAUUCUUGUUUAGUUUAGAGAAGGUGGAGAUUAGUUCCGUUGCUAAUUUAGGAUCAUCGCUUGUUGAACUAUUUCAUUCUGACGAUCCAAGUUCAGUAGAAUCAUGUUUUGGGAGGUCUACAUUGAAUAAGCUGCUAGCAUAUAAAAGUGAAAUUUCAAAGACAUUGGAGAUGACUGAAUCUGAAAUUGAUUUACUUGAAAAUGAACUUAAGUCUUUGAAAUCCGAAAAUGGAGGAAAUGUUUCUCAUCCAAAAUCUUGCAGUGGCAUGCAUUUGGUGGAGAGUGCUAUAUAUUCCAAAGAACGAGAUGGUGUCUCUAGUAUCCCCCCUCGUCCUGCUCCGUUGGAAAUAGUUUCUUCUUCUGAUGCAACAGUUGAGAAGAUGCCAGUCUGCAAGGGUGACAUGGCAGUUGAAGACGUUGAUGGGAAGGAUGCAGAAAUUGAUAGUCCCGGAACUGUGACAUCAAAAUUCAAUGAACCACACCGUGUUGUAAAGGAUGUCGGUUCUAAUCUUUUGGAAACUGAUCAUUGCCGUGAAGUUACAGAUGCAGUUCUACCUGACAAGAUGGAACGACAGCUUCCUGUAUAUGGGCCUUUUGUGGUGGAUGAACAUAAAACAGUUGGCUUUGGUAACAAACGCUCUCUUGAAAAGAGUUGUACUGGUGAAUUCAUUUAUGGUGAUUUGACGGCACGAGCUGAUAAUGGAUCUUCUAUUUCUGAUCUAAUUUUUGCAUGUAAUAAAAAACAUGCAAGUAAGGCUGCAGAAGCAAUCUUUAAGGAAUUGCCAACAGAGAAGUGCAAGAUUAGUUCUCAAAGCACUAAAAUUGUCUCCUGCUCAGAGUCCGAGAAGCUACUCAAAGAGAAAUUUGCAAUGAGGAGGCAGUUUUUAAAAUUUGAGGAGAGUGUAUUAACCCUUAAAUUUAAAGCCUUGCAACACUCAUGGAAAGAAAAGUUGCUGCAUUCUGUGAAGAAAUGUCGUUCAAGGCCUCAAAAAAAGGAAUUGAGUUUAAGGGUGACACUUUCUGGCUAUCAGAAGUACAGGUCUUCAGUUCGCUCCCGUUUUGUUCUGCCAGGAGCGUGUCAAAAACCAGCCCCUACCAAAGAUACUCUUAGUUAUUAUAGCAAGCUGCUGUUGAAUCCACGAGUUAGGCUUUACAGGAAUAUUUUGAAGAUGCCUGCUCUGAUUUUGGACAAGAAGGAAAAGCUGGCAUUAAGGUUCAUCUCUCAUAAUGGGUUAGUUGAAGAUCCCCUUGCUGUUGAGAAGGAAAGGAACAUGAUAAACCCUUGGACUCCAGCCGAGAGAGACAUAUUCUGGGAAAAAUUGUCUUUGUUUGGGAAGGAUUUUAAGAAAAUUUCUUCAUUUCUUGACCUCAAGACUACAGCAGACUGUGUUGAGUUCUAUUACAAAAACCACAAAUCCGACAGCUUUAAGAAAAGUAAGAAUUUGGAGUUGGGCAAGCAAGGGAAAUCAUCCACCACUACAUACUUGGUAACAUCAGGGAAAAAAUGGAACCCAGACAUGAAUGCUACUUCCCUGGACAUGUUGGGUGUUGCUUCAGUAAUGGCAGCACAAGCAGACAACAUUGAAAAUCAACAGAAAUGUUCUCGCCGUUCGGCCAUGGGAGGGAGCGUUGAGUCUAAAGUGUCAUGGAGUGCUGACUGCAUUCCUGCAAAUAAAAACAAUUUUGAUGCUCUUCAAACCGAAAAGGAAACAGUUGCUGCCGAUGUGCUUGCUGGUAUAUGUGGUUCACUUUCUUCAGAGGCCAUCAGUUCUUGCAUUACGAGUGCUAUUGAUCCCAAUGAAGACUACAGGCAGCGGAAGUGCCAUAAAAUGGAGUCUGCAGUGAAACUGCCUUCAACAUCCGAUAUCAUGCAGAAAACUGAUAAUGAACCUUGUUCAGAUGAUAGUUCUGGAGAUGUAGAUUCUACAAAUUGGACCGAUGAGGAGAAGUCUAUCUUCAUGAAGGCAGUGUCAUCCCAUGGUAAGGAUUUUGAUAUAAUCUCAAGAUGUGUCAGAUCAAAGUCUAGGGACCAGUGCAAGGUUUUCUUUAGCAAAGCUCGGAAAUGCCUUGGACUGGAUUUGAUGCAUUCUUCUGGAGAUGUAGGAACACCUGGGAGUGAUAACGAUGCAAGCGGGACUGACACAGAAGACCACUGUGUUGUGGAAACAUGUGGAGCCCGUAGUAGUGAUGAAGUUGGCUCCAAGUCAGCAGAUGGCUUAUCAACAUCUGAUAACAUAAAUCGUGAAGAAUCUGUUUCUGCUGUGAUUGCCAACAUACAGACUAGUAGUGAAGUGGUGGAAAGCACAGCAUUGCAUCAGUCAAAUGGUGAAGGUGUCGAGGCUGUCGGAAAUUCAGUUUGUGAUGCCUUUGAGGAAGAGGAUGUGCCAAAUCUAGAUUCUGAUCCUGUCUGUAGUCUCAUAAAUGCCGUUGCUUCUUCGAGCCAUCCAGUGCAUGACUAUAAGAUCGAAGAUUUUGCUGACAAUACCGAAGCUGGAAGUAAUCACAGUAAUGAACCUGAUGUUCUGAAAUCUGAAUCUGCUGUGUCCAUAGGAGAUGAAAGUUCAGCUGCUGUGAGUGAAAACAGAGCUACAGCAAAGCUUGCAUUUGGAGGGGAAGAAAAAGCAACCAACACCAAUUCUCGUGGUCAAAGUAUAUUACAGUGCUCGGUUCAGGAUUCAACUGGACUUGUUUCCAAUAUUGCUUUAGAUGGAAGGUCUUUGGGACUUGAUCCACAAAUUUCACGUCCAAACAUUUUAAAAGUGGAUUCUUUAGAGAAGUCUUGUACCAAGUCUGGGGAGAGUUCUCCUGUUGGCAGAAAUUCUGAUCAUGGUGUCAUUAAAGUGGAACCAACGCCUGAUCAAGAUUUAUUGUCAUCAAAUCUUGUUUUACAGGAGGUUCGAGAUGCGCCCCAGAAACCUAUGAAAAGUGAUGAAUAUGCUGAACCCCAAAACAGUUUGUUGCACCAUGCUGAAUCAUCAGAGUUUCCUUGCAGCUACCCUUUCAAUAAACCAAUCAUUGAGGACAUAAAUAGAAAUAUCAAUCACACAUAUUUUCCUGGUGUUCAAGGGCUGUCAAAGCCAGACAUCAGUUGUAACAGUACAUAUGCUCCCGAGGACUUCUAUCUUCAAAACUGUAGCAGUUCCAAGCUGCGUCACCCAGUGGCUGAGCUUCCUUUUUUGCGUCAGAAUGUUGAACCGGGUCAUGAUCAUCAGAAAAAUGGUUCACACAGUGGCAGUGCUUCAGAUUCUGACGUUCCACGGAGGAAAGGUGAUGUGAAACUGUUCGGUCAGAUACUAAGCCAUGCGCCUUCCCAGUCAAAUUCAACUCCUUGUUCUAGCGAGCAUGGAGAGAAAAAGGGACCUCACAAGUCGAGCAGUAAAUCAUACGAUAUGGAAGAGAAUAUACUGUUACGAAGUUACGGGUUUUGGGACGGAAACAGAAUACAGACUGGGCUAUCGGCUUUGCCUGAUUCUGCUAUUUUACAGGCCAAGUAUCCUGCUGCAUUUAGUGGCUACUAUUCUGCAGCUUCUGCUAAAACUGAACAGCAGCCAUUGCAGGCACUUUCAAAUAGUGGUGACCGAAGCCUUAAUGGAGUGGUGUCAGCUUUUCCAACAAAGGAUGGAGUGGUUGAUUAUCAGUCGUAUAGAAGUCGAGAUGCUGCGAAGAUGCGGCCUUUUCCAGUUGAUAUAUUUUCCGAGAUGCACAGAAGAAAUGGGUUGGAUGCUCUGUCGUUGGCGAGUUUACAGCAGCAGGGAAGGAUGCUUGUAGGAAUGAAUGUUGUUGGGAGGGGAGGGAUUCUCAUGGGCAGUUCUUGUACUGGUGUUUCGGAUCCUGUGGCAGCCAUUAAAAUGCACUACGCCAAGGCCGAGCAGUACGUCGGGCAACCUGGUAGCACUCUCACCAGAGAGGACGGGAGUUGGAGAGGAGGUAAUAAUGGAGAUUUAGGCAGCAGAUAGUAGAUGUGCACCGAGGGCCCCUGCCAUCGUCGGAAAGAUGCCCUCGAGAGGCAGAUCCGUUGAUUUGCCGUGCCUGUAUGAUAAAUUAGUCUUGGUUCAAGAUAAAAAAGAAAAAGAAAGAAAAAAGUGGUAGGGUAGGAGUAAUUUGAACCAAUGGGUUCUGAAAAAGAAAAUCCAUCUUUUUGGUUGAAAAAAAGAAGAGAUUUUAGGGGAUUGUAAUAUUGUAGCAGCUUUUGUAUUUGAUUGCAACACAGAAAUAAUCUUCUGAAAAUGGGAGCAGCCAUAGUUACAGCUCCUCUUACAGGUGGAUUCUUCAACUCUCAACUCUUUGAUAACCUAACCUACCUGACUUCUUGACAUUAUCCAGUGGAGGUUAGUAGUUUUGGUCAGCUUCCUUUUUUGACAUUUUUCUUAUACCUUGUUGUAUGAUUAUUACGGUUUAGGGGUUAUUUUGGUAAAUUUUGCUUAUAAUAUAUAAUAGUCAGCAAGAUUUGUAUUGUACCAUA
Messenger RNA from Momordica charantia (bitter melon), 6077 nucleotides. RefSeq lists its product as uncharacterized. The record is from RefSeq and is a predicted model, not a curated record. NCBI's taxonomy places the organism in Eukaryota, Viridiplantae, Streptophyta, Magnoliopsida, Cucurbitales, Cucurbitaceae.